Messenger RNA from Drosophila ficusphila, 1119 nucleotides. RefSeq names its product nudC domain-containing protein 3. Gene Ontology annotation, biological process: protein folding. NCBI's taxonomy places the organism in Eukaryota, Metazoa, Arthropoda, Insecta, Diptera, Drosophilidae. Gene Ontology annotation, cellular component: cytoplasm. The record is from RefSeq and is a predicted model, not a curated record. The transcript is spliced from 3 exons. Bases 65 to 991 code for a protein of 308 amino acids.
CGAUUAACAGCUGAUAACUUUUAAAACGAGUUGAAUCUAUUUAUUUAUUUUCGCUUUUGCAAAAAUGGACUUUCAGCGAAAUGACGCUAUGCUUAUGGAGAUUCUGCAGGAUCGAAAGACUAUUACUGGAUUCCUGGACUCCAUUUUCGGGUUUCUGAGGCGCAACACCGAUUUUUAUCACACAAAACGCAAUGAAUCAGAUAAAAUAGGCUUCCCCAAGGGUGUCAGGGAUCAGAUUCUAUAUGGUGCCAUGCAACGCUACGAUCCUGAUUGCUGCCUGCAAACAAUGACCGCUGAGGGUGGUGCUCUAGAAGAUGAUGGUGAAACUGCUCCACCUGCCAUCGAAGAAAUUAUUCUAGAUAGUGAAAAUUCCGUUCAAAACGAAGUAGAGAGCUCAAGCAAGAAUCCCACAUCGCAAAAACCCAGGGAAGAGACCAAAUUCUCCCCCAGCGACUACAAAAAUGGAGCUGUUUUUGAAAACCAUUGCUGGUCGCAGACCCUCAAAGAUAUGGAGGUACACAUUGGCCUUCCAGAGGGUCUGCAAGCAGCUAAAAGCCUCAUAAUAAUAAUAAAAGCGCAAUACAUUAAAGUGAGCAGCAAACUAAACCCAGAGAUUAUAAUAGUCGAAGGAAAUCUCAGCCAACGAAUCAAACACAACGAGGCGGUGUGGACUAUUGAUCAGAACCGAUUGCUAAUAAGUUGUGAUAAAUUUAAAGAGCUCUGGUGGGACCGACUUUUUGACGGGGAUCCAGAAAUAGACCCCAAAAAAAUUGAGUGCGAGCGGUAUUUAGGUGAUUUACCGGAGGAAACCCAAGCCACCAUUGAAAAACUAAGGGUACAACAAAUGGCCUUAGAUAGGGAGCAAAAUGAAUUUCAGACAACGAACCCCGAAAAUGUAAAAACCCUUGAUCGUUUGAGAACUGCUUGGGACGCUGAAGGAUCACCAUUUAAAGGACAGCCUUUUGACCCUUCAGUAAUCAGAAUGAGUUAGUUUUUGUAUAAAACCAAUCUUAGAGGUAUUCAACAUGUAUAGCGUUGAGGAGAAGAAAGAACUUCAAGCGGUUCAAUUAUUUCAUAUGCAAAUAAAAAUUUAUCAACCGUUUUUGUGGUAACCGACAA